AUGUCGAGUACUGAAGAAGAUAUAUCGAGUAAUAUUACAGCCUCUAACGAAGCUAAUAAACAAGAACAAUCUACAAUAAAACUGGAAAUUAAUCGAGAUAUAGAAAAAGAAAGUCUUUUAAACGACGUGAGCGAGAGGGAAAGUAAUAUAGAUGACUCACAAGGUGAUUAUCGUUGCAAAUGGUCUGGGUGCGAUAGAAGGAAUUAUCCUACAUUAACUGCAUUAGUGGAGCACUUGAAUACUAAGCAUUUAGCACAUAUGGCACAUCUUACUCCUACAACUCCGAUUCGUUAUACAUGCCAGUGGGAGGGCUGUCCAAGGUAUGGUAUUGAGCAGCCGUCUCGAUUCGCACUUAUAUCACAUUGCCGUACCCAUACAGGGGAGAAACCAUAUUUUUGCCCAAUACCAGAAUGUGAAAAACAUUUUACAAGAUCAGACGCUUUAGCAAAACACGUCAAAGGGGUUCAUGACUUACAUCUGGCUAAGGAUGCGUUGACUCUCAUAAAAGAUAAAGUGAGGCAAAACAAAAUGGAGCCUUUUGUAAACAACCAAAAUGAAAUGUCAGAAAAGGAAUAUUUGAAUUUAGUUGAGGAGGAUUACGAAUCAAAGAACCCUUGGUGGUUUUCUCAGGACUUUAUUGAUAUCUUGAAAGAGGAAGAUGCCACUUUGAGUACUGUUAAUAGUAUGCCUCUCAACACCAGGCAGUACAAGAUGGCCCACAAAAGAUAUCAAAACUUUUCCAAGCUUGAAGACACCGAAAAUGAUAUAGAUGACAUAGAGGAUUUGGAAGAGCUAAAUCAGGUUUAUGUUAGCUUGAGACAGAAAUUAAAUACAGCAAAAAAGAUAAACAAAAUAGCGACGAAUCUGUUGCGAGAUGCCGUAAAGGAAAAAAGAAGACUCUGGCUUAUAAAUCAGGCCCUUUUGGAUGCCAACGUAGUACUUGGGUUACCCGAUGGCAUCAACGAUGGAAACACAAAAGACCACAAAGUUCAUUACGAUAAGACAGAUGAGGAGCUUUUGAACGAACCGGGAAUACGUGGAAAUUAA
Priceomyces carsonii is the source of this 1047-nucleotide messenger RNA. RefSeq lists its product as uncharacterized. The transcript has a single exon. Lineage: Eukaryota; Fungi; Ascomycota; Pichiomycetes; Serinales; Debaryomycetaceae. Bases 1 to 1047 code for a protein of 348 amino acids. The record is from RefSeq and is a predicted model, not a curated record. Gene Ontology annotation, cellular component: nucleus.